This is a messenger RNA of Panicum hallii, 1424 nucleotides long. Its product is annotated as B3 domain-containing protein Os03g0622200-like. The transcript has 4 exons. Lineage: Eukaryota; Viridiplantae; Streptophyta; Magnoliopsida; Poales; Poaceae. The record is from RefSeq and is a predicted model, not a curated record. Gene Ontology annotation, molecular function: DNA binding. The coding region runs from base 300 to 1424 and encodes 374 amino acids.
CCUAGAUACAUUAAGUCAAAGUUACAAAUAGCAAUAGUUUAAAUCUUAUCUAUAAACAGUAUAAAUAAUUUAAUGGAGACUGAAAAAAACUGGUAUUUGGUCGGUUAAGCUGCUACAGUACUCAUCUGUCAGCUUUCGUGUAUUUAUCAGCCUCAGGAGUCCUCACACCCAGCGCCAAGGAGACCUGAAGUCUCUGAGCUCCCCUUCUUUCAUUCGGCACUUCUCUCUUUCGAUUUUUCCUUCUUUUUUUUUUUACCUUUCCCCUAAUUUCUCUCUGUUCUUCCGGAUCUUUAAAGAGUAUGCAGAACUUGGACAAGAACUGCAGGGUUUGCAUGGAGUGGCAAGAGCAUUACUACUGGAGCCACAUGGCCGAUGACCAGAAGCACUUCUUCAAGCCUAUGGUUGGGGACUUCACUGAAACCAUGAGCAUACCUGGCAGAUUCGCCAACAAUUUCAACGGCCACAUCUCGGAGGUCGUCAGUUUGAAGCCCCCAAGUGGCAAAACAUGGAGCAUUGGAGUAGGCAACAAUGCUAAUGACGAGGUAAUGCUCCAGUCCGGCUGGAAGGAGUUCGUCAGUGCUCACGGCAUCGAGGAAGGAGACUACCUGCUCUUCAAGUACAGUGGAGUGUCCUCCUUUGACGUCCUGAUGUUCGAUUCAAGCGGCUGCGAGAAAACAUGGCCCCAUUUUGCCAAAAACCAUGGAUGUGAAAGGAUCGAGGGCUCUUCAGGCGUCGAAGGAGCGCGGCACGGCUACCACAAAUCCAAGGGAGGGAAAUACCGCACACCACAGUUGCUGCCAAGCGACGAGGAGGACGAGGACGAUGACGGUGACCUGGAGUUGGCAGUUCAGAGAAACACCAGCCGGAGCAUCCCCAAACCAUGCAAACGCAAACUUUACCGUGAUAUUGAACAAGUUCAUUGCCAAGUCAAAAAUGAUGAAGACGAUCUUGAGCUAGAUCAUGAGAGCGACGUGCCGGCCAAGACCGGGUACUACUUCUGCAAGAAUGGCCCGGUGAGCGGGUACCAUCUGACGGAGGAAGAGAGGGAGGAGAUAUCAGGCGUCCCAAUCCCGGCCCAGCCGACGAACCCGGUGUUCGUGCAGGUGAUGCACCCCAGCCAUGUCCGCGGCAAGAAAUCCGGUGUCGUAGCCAUUUCUUCAGAGUUUGCGGCGAAGUACCUGGGAGCGACCCGCGGGGAGAUCAUCCUCCAGAGGGUCGGCGGCAAGGGGAAGUGGCACGUCCGCUACAGCUGCAACCGGUUCAGCCGUGGCCUCACCGGCCGCGGCUGGUGCGGCUUCGUCGGCGACAACGGCCUCCUCGACCACGACGUCUGCCUCUUCGAGCUGAUCACGGGCAUGCGGCGCCCGACCAUGAACGUGCACGUCCUUCGCAAGCUGCGCGGCCGCUUCGUCCUCCUGCGCUGA